UAAUUGUUUCCACUAUAAAUAAUGGCAUCAACUCCAAAGGCAGAAUCAUCUCAUAUUUCUCAUCAAGUUACUAUCUAUAAUUAAUUAAAUUCCUCGUGGAAUAUUGAAGAAGCCAUGUCUACAGCUGGGCAGGUCAUCAAGUGCAGAGCUGCGGUGGCAUGGGAAGCAGGGAAGCCACUGUCAAUAGAAACCAUAGAAGUGGCACCACCCCAGAAAGGUGAAGUGCGUUUGAGGAUCCUCUUCAACUCCCUUUGCCGUAGUGAUGUUUAUUGGUGGGAUGCUAAGGACCAGACUCCUCUGUUUCCUCGUAUCUUAGGCCACGAAGCUUCAGGGAUUGUGGAGAGCGUGGGCGAGGGUGUGACACAUCUGAAACCAGGUGACCAUGCACUCCCAAUAUUCACUGGGGAGUGUGGUGAAUGCACUUAUUGUAAGUCUGAAGAGAGCAACCUGUGUGAGCUACUCAGGAUCAACACUGACAGGGGUGUUAUGCUGAGUGAUGGAAAAACAAGGUUCUCCAAAAAUGGCCAACCCAUUUACCACUUCGUUGGAACCUCCACUUUCAGUGAAUACACUGUUCUCCAUGAAGGAUGUGUAGCCAAGAUUAACCCUAAUGCCCCACUUGACAAAGUUGCUAUUGUCAGCUGUGGAUUCUGCACAGGUUUUGGGGCUACUGUGAAUGUUGCAAAACCAAAGCCUAAUAAUACUGUUGCUGUCUUUGGCUUAGGAGCUGUUGGUCUUGCUGCCUGUGAAGGGGCAAGGGUUUCUGGUGCAUCUAGAAUCAUCGGGGUUGAUUUACUUCCCAAUCGAUUUGAACAAGCCAAAAAAUUUGGGGUCACUGAUUUUGUAAACCCGAAAGAUCACAACAAACCAGUCCAAGAGGUCAUUGCUGAAAUGACUAAUGGAGGAGUAGAUCGUGCUAUUGAAUGCACUGGAAGCAUCCAAGCUUCAAUCUCAGCAUUUGAAUGCACUCAUGAUGGUUGGGGUACUGCUGUCCUUGUUGGUGUGCCAAAGAAGGAUGUUGAAUUCAAAACUAAUCCUAUGAAGUUCAUGGAAGGGAGAACUCUUAAGGGUACCUUCUAUGGUCACUACAGACCCCGCACUGACAUUCCUGGUGUUGUGGAGAAGUACCUCAACAAGGAGUUGGAACUAGACAAAUUUAUCACUCACUCUGUGCCAUUCUCAAAGAUCAACACUGCAUUUGAUCUUAUGCUGAAAGGGGAGGGCAUAAGGUGCCUCAUCUGCAUGGAAGAGUAAAUCAAUGAUGAAUGAUGUUCCCUGCUGUGAGAACAAUGUUUCUGUGUUAUGUGAAAAGAGAAUUGAAUAAAUUUGGCAUGCAAUUCGGUUGUUGGAUUCAUGCUAUAUGAGUGUGUAAAGAGGUAACGGGGGGUGAUGACUUUCUUGGUCAUUGUCGUGGCUUUGUGACUUCUAUUGCAAAUGUUGUCUUGUAACUUUGUUGUAUUUUCGGCAAUAUAUCUAUAUGAUAUCUAUCUUUCUAUCUUU
Messenger RNA from Glycine soja, 1500 nucleotides. RefSeq names its product alcohol dehydrogenase 1-like. The transcript is spliced from 10 exons. Lineage: Eukaryota; Viridiplantae; Streptophyta; Magnoliopsida; Fabales; Fabaceae. Gene Ontology annotation, molecular function: zinc ion binding; S-(hydroxymethyl)glutathione dehydrogenase [NAD(P)+] activity. Gene Ontology annotation, cellular component: cytosol. The record is from RefSeq and is a predicted model, not a curated record. Gene Ontology annotation, biological process: formaldehyde catabolic process. The coding region runs from base 115 to 1254 and encodes 379 amino acids.